This is a messenger RNA of Rhinichthys klamathensis goyatoka, 1404 nucleotides long. RefSeq lists its product as uncharacterized. Gene Ontology annotation, molecular function: G-protein beta-subunit binding. Gene Ontology annotation, biological process: G protein-coupled receptor signaling pathway. The record is from RefSeq and is a predicted model, not a curated record. Bases 60 to 272 code for a protein of 70 amino acids. NCBI's taxonomy places the organism in Eukaryota, Metazoa, Chordata, Actinopteri, Cypriniformes, Leuciscidae. Gene Ontology annotation, cellular component: heterotrimeric G-protein complex. The transcript is spliced from 3 exons.
UGCCAAAGUCAGUCUCGUCUUGACAUUUGUUGCAAACUUUCCCCGAUCUAUCAGGAGACAUGUCGAAUAACAGCGCAAGCGGUGUGAUGAGCCUUCAGAAAACCGUCAAGCAGCUGCGAUUCGAAGCCGGAAUCCGCAGAAUUAAGGUUUCUCAAGCUGCGGCAGAUCUGAAGACUUUCUGCUUGCAAAAUGCCCAGAAGGACCCUCUCCUCAUGGGGGUACCAUCCAGUGACAACCCCUUCCGACCCCCCAAAUCAUGUGCACUCUUCUGAGGAGUCAUGAAGAAUCUGGAGAAACUGAACAUUCCUCUUUCACACAAACGUUUUUCACUACACUACACUCAGUUCCCCUUUACCCUACAGCAGAGCUGGAUCAGCACUAUUACACUAAAUUUUUUAAUUUGUAAGCUGCAUUGUGACUUGAAGUCUUGCACGUUCAAUAAUGUGAUUUAUGAAGAAAACCCCUGAAAGGUGUUUUAAAAGUGUUGAUUUGUAUACUGUUAAUUAAGGACAUACUAGUGCAAAACUUACAUUAGUAGGUGGUUUCAGGAGGAAAUUAAAGUGCUCAGUUGGUCAAACAGUCCAUUGGAGAAGUGAUGGCACGUAUGUAAAAAUAUGCAAUACAUUUCUUACGGUGUAGCCAAGUCAAUUUGAAUACCAGCCAUAAACAAAAAAAAAGAGAAAAAUUCUUUCUUGUUGUAAUGUGUUCGGUCUAUGAUGAAAUACUGAAUCUCUUUAUUUGUUUAUUGAUACGAUUAGGCUUAUACAUGGGCAGUUAUUGCCAAUAAACUUGUGUAUUUAAGGUAUUGUAUUAAUCAUUGAAGGAGAGAGAUGUCUUGAAUCUCAGGUUCGUUUUGAUCAAGAUUGAUGCUGUUUCUGAUAUAUAUUCACUUUUCUUAAUAAUUUCUGAAUGAGGUACUACUUUUUGGUCAAAUGUAUUUUCUGGUGGGUAAUUGUUUCUGCAUCAUUUUGAAGUUUCAUAAAUGUUAAACAGUGUUUACACAAGAGACUCAAGUGGAGAAUUAUCUUUUUUUUCCCUCUAUUUUUUACUGAUAUUUGCUCAUGAAAGAGUGCUGUCUGGCUGUUGCACCUUUAGUCUAUGAAUUGAACACCACUGACUGUGAGCAGCAUAUCAGCUGGCCUGUUUUUGCAUAUACUUUCUGCCCUUGCAUGCAAAUGUAUCUGUGCUGUGUCUUUAUCAGUCAACCACUGGACAUUCAUGCAAAUGUCAUUUGUACAUGGGUUUUUCUGCUGCCCUGUGUUGUUAACUUUUUCAGUCUGUUUACCUCAUGUAUGUCUUGCCUUUUAAGUGUGAUCGUGCCUAAAUGAACAACAUCCGAUUUGUGUGCACUAAGACAUACUUAACUAUAUACUAUACGUUUCUUUAUAAAAACUGAAUCAAGAU